ACGCGCACGCAUCCGGCCCGCGGUGCGCGCGCAGGUUGGUGCGUCGGUCGGGGGCGCGCUCGGGUAACCUGUACCCCACGUAGUCGCCGGUUACCGAUCGGACUAAGUUCCAGAAAUUGCUUCCCCCGUGUAACUUCCCUCGUGCGCUGUAUGACGUCGACGUGACACAGCAGGACGGCACCCCUUUCCGUUCCAUGACUGGUGAUUUGCAAGUCAAGUUAAAAUGUCUCCAGAAGUGGCCUUGAACCGAAUUUCUCCAAUGCUUUCCCCAUUCAUAUCUAGCGUGGUCCGCAAUGGGAAAGUGGGACUGGAUGCUACAAACUGCUUGAGGAUAACUGACUUGAAAUCAGGAUGCACGUCAUUGACUCCUGGACCCAACUGUGACCGAUUUAAAUUGCACAUACCAUAUGCUGGAGAGACAUUAAAAUGGGAUAUCAUUUUCAACGCCCAAUACCCAGAGCUGCCUCCGGACUUUAUCUUUGGAGAAGAUGCUGAGUUCCUGCCAGACCCCUCGGCUCUGCAUAACCUUGCCUCCUGGAAUCCAUCAAAUCCUGAAUGUCUCUUACUUGUGGUGAAGGAACUUGUGCAACAGUAUCACCAAUUUCAGUGCAGCCGCCUCCGUGAGAGCUCUCGCCUCAUGUUUGAAUACCAGACGUUACUGGAAGAGCCACAGUAUGGAGAGAACAUGGAAAUUUAUGCUGGCAAAAAAAACAACUGGACUGGUGAAUUUUCAGCUCGUUUUCUUUUGAAGUUGCCAGUGGAUUUCAGCAAUAUUCCCACGUACCUGCUCAAGGAUGUGAAUGAAGACCCCGGAGAAGAUGUGGCCCUCCUUUCUGUCAGUUUUGAGGACACUGAAGCCACUCAGGUGUAUCCUAAGCUGUACUUGUCACCCCGCAUUGAACAUGCGCUUGGCGGCUCCUCGGCUCUUCACAUCCCAGCUUUUCCAGGAGGAGGAUGUCUCAUUGAUUAUGUUCCUCAAGUGUGCCACCUGCUCACCAACAAGGUGCAGUAUGUGAUUCAAGGAUAUCACAAAAGGAGAGAGUAUAUUGCUGCUUUCCUCAGUCACUUCGGCACGGGUGUCGUGGAAUAUGAUGCAGAAGGCUUUACAAAACUCACUCUGUUGCUGAUGUGGAAAGAUUUUUGUUUUCUUGUACACAUUGACCUGCCCCUGUUUUUUCCUCGAGACCAGCCUACUCUCACAUUCCAGUCUGUCUAUCACUUCACCAACAGUGGACAGCUUUAUUCCCAGGCCCAGAAAAAUUAUCCAUACAGCCCCAGAUGGGAUGGAAAUGAAAUGGCCAAAAGAGCAAAGGCUUAUUUCAAAACCUUUGUCCCUCAGUUCCAGGAGGCAGCAUUUGCCAAUGGAAAGCUCUAGGAAACACCAGUCGUGAGAGGUGGCCAGCCAGACUGCUCCGUCCACAUGCGUGUCAGCACACACGGCCGCUUCCUGGAAGCCGUCGGGAUGUCUUCAUGGCAGCAUUUCGCUCACACAGCAGCUUUGCGCCGCAGCUGGAACCCAGACUUGAGCUGGCUGGCGGGAACCUGGGUCCCAGAGCCCCCCACCUCUGGUUGCUCUCUGUUUCCUUCAAUAUAUUUCGUAGUUGGAAGAAAUAAAGUCACAAAUCA
Molecule: messenger RNA, 1626 nt
Organism: Hippopotamus amphibius kiboko
Lineage: Eukaryota; Metazoa; Chordata; Mammalia; Artiodactyla; Hippopotamidae
Gene: BABAM2
Product: BRISC and BRCA1 A complex member 2
Exons: 13
Coding region: 224-1375 (383 amino acids)
Biological process (GO): double-strand break repair
Cellular component (GO): BRISC complex; BRCA1-A complex
Source: RefSeq, a predicted model, not a curated record